AUUUAUUUACUUUAAUAAACGUGCCAGUACAGCGGACGAUUACUGCUACCACUUAAAACAGAUAUUCGGUGUAAAAAUUAAAAAUGAGUUUUGGCCUGCCUUCUGUGAAAGUUAAGCCAGAACAUGUGGGCAACGUUAAAAUACGCGAAGGGCCGUACGGCGUUCCAGACCCGUUCGUCGCCGGUGUCGGUGCAGCCAGGCCGAAAUUGGGCACAGUUCACCCUUUGGAGGCGUCAGAACGUAACUACCACUUAAAUGAGGAAAAGAUGAAUAUGGCCAUGCUCCGCAAUAUACAAGGUCUCCAUGCACCCUUAAAGCUAACUAUGGAAAAAAAAUUUUGCUCUAAGGUUGGCCGCUUACCAUUCCUGCCCAGCUCUAACCUGCAGAUGGAAGUCUUAACAGGUCGCUACCUUGAUAUUGGUUUUGAAGAUAUUCUUAACCCGAGGGAUCUUUCUGAAGUUGGUGUACAACCUCAUGCGGUGAUGGAGAGAUCUUUUGGCCUACUAUAAGAUAGUUAAGUCUUCUACCAUAAUCUCUGGAGUACUGUUUAAAUAAAUUGCUUUUUGUAAUGACAUAUUUUGUUCUUUAUUAAAAUAAUAUCUUCU
Messenger RNA from Hyposmocoma kahamanoa, 605 nucleotides. It is a transcript of the gene Pomp, whose product is annotated as proteasome maturation protein. The record is from RefSeq and is a predicted model, not a curated record. NCBI's taxonomy places the organism in Eukaryota, Metazoa, Arthropoda, Insecta, Lepidoptera, Cosmopterigidae. The transcript has 4 exons. Gene Ontology annotation, cellular component: cytoplasm; nucleus. Bases 84 to 509 code for a protein of 141 amino acids. Gene Ontology annotation, biological process: proteasome assembly.